This is a messenger RNA of Lagenorhynchus albirostris (white-beaked dolphin), 400 nucleotides long. Its product is annotated as programmed cell death protein 5-like. Gene Ontology annotation, molecular function: DNA binding. Gene Ontology annotation, cellular component: nucleus; cytosol. The transcript has a single exon. The record is from RefSeq and is a predicted model, not a curated record. NCBI's taxonomy places the organism in Eukaryota, Metazoa, Chordata, Mammalia, Artiodactyla, Delphinidae. The coding region runs from base 1 to 351 and encodes 116 amino acids.
AUGGCGGACGAGGAGCUUGAGGCGCUGAGGAAGCACAGGGACCCUGGCCAUGUAGCACAAGAGGAAGCAAAGCAAAGGGAAGCAGAAAUGAGAAACAGUGCCUUAGCCCAAGUUCUGGAUCCAUCUGCCCGGCCCCGAUUAAGUAACUUAGCACUUGUAAAGCCUGAGAAAACUAAAACAGUAGAGACUUACCUUAUACAGAUGGCACGGUAUGGACAACUAAGUGGGAAGGUAUCAGAACAAGGUUUAAUAGAAAUCCUCGAAAAAGUAAACCAACAAACAGAAAAGAAAACAACAGUUAAAUUCAACAGAAGAAAAGUAAUGGACUCUGAUGAAGAUGACGAUUAUUGAAUUUACGACGUCUAGACACUGGGACUUAAUGGAGCAAUUCUAGGACAGA